Molecule: messenger RNA, 2424 nt
Organism: Mangifera indica (mango)
Lineage: Eukaryota; Viridiplantae; Streptophyta; Magnoliopsida; Sapindales; Anacardiaceae
Product: LRR receptor-like serine/threonine-protein kinase GSO1
Exons: 1
Coding region: 476-2281 (601 amino acids)
Molecular function (GO): protein binding
Source: RefSeq, a predicted model, not a curated record
UCAUCCCCAAAAGUAAAACUCAGCUUGUUUAGAUUGAUUUGUUUUCGAAAAGCUUUUCGUUUUUGAUAGAAUUUGAAAUCUACUGCGCUCCAACGUUCAAAAGUAAUUAGGACUCCCUCGUGAUCCAUCAAACGGUCACAAAUUUCCAUGUGAAUGUCUUUAAUCUCAUUUCAACAGUCUCUUUGUAAAGUUCUUUUUCUUUGGUUACUAUAAAUAUGUGACUAAAUUCUUCAGGUUCUUGCGCAAGUUUGAAUUUUUUUUUUUCUGUUUUUCCUUAUGUCUUUUUCAUCAUUAUACCUUCCUGUCUACGGGAAGAAAUAGAAUAAACAAACAAACACAAUGUUUGCUUUACAACUAGUUUUCCUACUUUAUUGUUUGUGAUAGAAUAUAUUUUUCAUUCUGUCAAAGUUUUUUUUUUUUUUAAAAAAAUAUAUUGGAAGAAAUUCUCUGAUCUGAUCAUUGCCCACUUCUCAAAAUGCAGAUUCUGAUAUGGGUUUGUAAGGUUUUGUUGAUUUGUGGUAUGUUUUCAGUGUACUCAUCGCUAGCUGAGGAGGGUUCCCAGUCUCAAUCAGCAACUCAUCCACUUUGCUUUGAAGAAGAUAGAGUUGCUCUUCUGGGGUUUAAAGCCAAAAUCUUGAAGGAUACUACUGAUAUUCUUUCUUCCUGGGUGGGAAGAGACUGCUGUGGAGGAGACUGGGAGGGUGUUGAGUGUAAUCCAGCAACAGGGAGAGUUGUUUCUUUGGUUUUGCAGAGACCUGACAAGGAGAAUGGCAUGUACAUGAAGGGUACUUUGUCACCUUCUCUUGCUAAUUUACAUUUCUUGGAGGCGAUGGUCAUUACUGGCAUGAAGCAUAUUGCUGGUCCAAUUCCUGAAAGCUUCUCAAAUUUAAGCCACCUUACACAGUUGAUCCUAGAAGACAAUUCUCUUCAAGGGAACAUUCCUCCAGGUUUAGCUCAUUUGUCUUUACUCCAAACUCUCUCAUUGAGUGGUAACCAUUUGGGGGGGAACAUUCCUCCAGCCCUUGGGAAUUUGAGAAACCUUGUCAUGGUAAAUUUAGCUAGAAAUUCUCUGACAGGUCCAAUUCCUCCCACUUUUAAAAACUUUGUUGGUUUGCAGUCUCUUGACCUCAGUGCCAAUCUACUUUCUGGGUUUAUUCCAGAUAGUUUUGGAAUUUCCCAAAACCUGACUAAUAUUGACCUUUCCAAUAAUCUUUUAUCAGGCAAAUUCCCCAUUUCCAUUUGCAGCUUGCCCAAACUACAAGACUUGUCAUUGAGUCAGAACCAGCUCACAGGACCAAUUCCAGACCAGAUUGGAAGCCUAAAAUCCCUUACCAGUCUUCAACUGAGUUCCAAUAAAUUUAUAGGUCACAUUCCAAUAUCCAUUUCUAGAUUACAGAACCUUUGGAACCUUAAUUUGUCCAGAAAUGGGCUCACAGAUCCUUUACCAAUUAUUCCAGGCAGAGGUAUUCCUUCUUUGCUGUCAAUAGACCUGUCUUAUAACAAUCUGAGUUUAGGUACAAUUCCGAAUUGGAUCAAAGACAGGCCGCUUUCAGAUGUCAGUCUUGCUGGCUGUAAGCUAAUAGGAGCCCUCCCCAACUUCACAAGACCAGACUCUUUAAGCUCCAUCGACCUGUCAGAUAAUCUAUUUGUAGAUGGGAUUUCAAGGUUCUUCACAAAUAUGCAUAGUUUGCAGAGAGUCAAACUCUCAAACAACCAAUUGAAGUUUAAUCUUGCAGAGAUGAGAUUGCCAGAGGGGGUAACUUCCAUUGAUCUUCACUCAAAUCAGAUUUCGGGGUCUCUUUCCAGCAUCAUAAACAACAGGACAAGCAGCUUUUUGGAGGUUUUAAAUGUAGCAGGCAAUCAAAUUUCUGGUGGGAUACCAGAAUUCACUGAAGGGUUGAAUUUGAAAGUGCUCAACAUAGGAAGCAACAGGCUUACAGGCCACAUUCCCAGUUCAAUAUCAAACCUUAUUGAACUUGAAAUGCUUGAUAUUCAGAGGAACCAUUUAACAGGCACAAUCCCUACAAGCUUAGGGCUUUUAUCCAACCUUCAAUGGCUCGAUAUAUCAGUAAAUGCAAUUGCAGGGAAAAUCCCGGAGAGCUUGUUGGAGAUAAAAGAUCUCAGACAUGCAAAUUUCAGGGCAAACAGACUAUGUGGAGAGAUCCCUCAAGGGAGACCAUACAAUAUCUUCCCUGCAGGGGCUUAUGCCCAUAAUUUGUGUUUAUGUGGCAACCCUCUGCCACCUUGUAGGGGAAAGAAUCAAGCAAAGAUGGGCCAGUAAAAAGCUGACUCUGGUAAAAAUAUAUGUGCUCAUGCCAUGUGAGCAAGAAGGAAUAGGUUUCGAUUACUGCAACAGUUUAUAGUUGAUUUUUUCUCUUUAAAUUUCCAGUUCAACUUCAUCAAUAAAUUUUAUUAUUGCAGAAA